Sclerotinia sclerotiorum 1980 UF-70 is the source of this 711-nucleotide messenger RNA. RefSeq lists its product with no specific name. The record is from RefSeq and is a predicted model, not a curated record. The transcript is spliced from 3 exons. NCBI's taxonomy places the organism in Eukaryota, Fungi, Ascomycota, Leotiomycetes, Helotiales, Sclerotiniaceae. The coding region runs from base 1 to 711 and encodes 236 amino acids.
AUGUCCAAGGAGUUGAUCAACGCCCUUCCAAGAUGCGGUUACCGAACGGGGAGGGAGCGGUUCCAAAAGGCCAUCCACCGAGCCUCUCAGGAACUUACUGCACAGUCGAACAGAUCCGAUGACCAAACACACCAGCACAACAUUAUCACACAGCCAGGAACAAGAUCCAUUUCCCAGGAGCAAUGCGUUGAAGACGUUGAAGAUGUCCAGGCCGAGUCAACAAUGAUUGAGGGCAGAUACAUCGAAGCCGACAAUGAAUCAAUCUCCACAAAAUGGGAUUCCGCGGACGACAGUACUCUAUUCGAAGCAAUGGAAGAGGUUUCCCAGGAUACAGCUAACCGCUCGUUAUCCACAAAUAGCUCCACAGAUCCUCUCGCAUUUCAUCACAUGGGUGCUUGUUUCCCUAUGUCUAGCUACACCGAGACCAACUCCACAGGACACACUGAACAACAAUUUUACCGUGAGAAUCCUAUCGCUACCCCUCAGACUGCCACAUAUUCUACCUUCCCAUCAUACAACGUCCCGUUUGCUAGGAUUCCUUAUCAAACCACCUAUACAUUCCCAAUCACGACUAUACAUAGUCAACCAGCUACCACACUCGAAGACGAACCGGUCACAAAUCAAUUCCAGCUUUUGCAAUGGAUGCAUGAACAUUGUGUCGAGGAAAUGACUCUUGCCGAACGUAUGGUAAGGUACAACUAUGAUCUUUAG